AUGGAGGACGAAGACUGCCCCGACCUGGUCCCGAUAGACGCCGGCGGCGCAGAGGAGACCGAGUCCAGCCCCAGCAGGAAGAUCCCCGUGACGAUCAUCACGGGCUACUUGGGAGCUGGGAAAACAACUCUUCUAAAUUACAUACUGACAGAACAGCAUAGUAAAAGAAUAGCAGUUAUUCUGAAUGAGUUUGGAGAAGGAAGUGCCUUGGAGAAAUCACUGGCAAUCAGUCAAGGGGGAGAACUCUAUGAAGAAUGGCUGGAGCUCAGAAAUGGCUGCCUGUGCUGUUCAGUAAAGGACAAUGGUGUGAAGGCUAUUGAGAACCUGAUGCAAAGGAGAGGAAAAUUUGACUAUGUAUUGCUAGAAACAACUGGUUUGGCAGAUCCAGGAGCUGUGGCCUCCAUGUUCUGGGUUGAUUCUGAGCUGGGAAGUGAUAUCUAUCUCGAUGGUAUUGUAUCUGUUGUUGAUGCAAAGCAUGGAUUGCAGCACUUGGCAGAGGAAAAGCCAGAAGGCCUUGUCAAUGAAGCAUCUCGGCAGGUUGCAUUAGCUGAUCUUGUAAUCAUCAAUAAAACAGAUUUGGUUUCAGGGGAAGAACUGAAUGAAGUCAGAACAUUGGUCAGGUCAAUAAAUGGACUUGUUAAAAUUCUAGAGACACAAAGAUCAAGAGUUGACCUCUCCAAUGUCUUGGACCUGCAUGCUUUUGACAGUUUAUCUGGAAUAAGGCCGCUCUCCAUACUCUUUGAGAAGUCAUGGAGAUCAGGGGACGUCUCAGAAGACUGGAAGAAGGCUAAUGUCACCCCUACUUACAAGAAGGGCUUAAAGGAAGAUCCAGGAAAUUACAGGCCCAUCGGUCCUGCUUCAGUCCCUGGGAGAGUUAUGGAACAAAUCCUCCUGGGGGCUGUCACAAGUCAGAUGAAACACGUGGUUGGGAAAAGCCAGCACAGAUUCACCAAGGGGAAAUCGUGCUUGAAAAACCUGAUCGCCUUCGACGACAAAGUAACCUGCUCCAUUGAUGUGGGGCGAGUGGUGGACGUUGUCUACCUGGACUUCUCCAAGGCUUUCGAUACGGCUUCUCACACCGCCUCCUAG
Molecule: messenger RNA, 1089 nt
Organism: Fulmarus glacialis (Northern fulmar)
Lineage: Eukaryota; Metazoa; Chordata; Aves; Procellariiformes; Procellariidae
Product: COBW domain-containing protein 2-like
Exons: 11
Coding region: 1-1089 (362 amino acids)
Cellular component (GO): cytoplasm
Source: RefSeq, a predicted model, not a curated record